AUGUAUCGGCCAGCUCUGACCAGGCUGCUGCUCUUGCAUCUGCUCCUGAUCAAGCUCCACAGCGCCAGAGGCUCCGGGAAGGAGUGCGAAGAGAACCAGUUUCAGUGCCGGAACGAGCGGUGCAUCCCUUCCAUUUGGAAAUGUGACGAGGACGAUGAUUGUUUGGAUAAUAGUGACGAAGCAGACUGCCCCAAGAAGACUUGUGCAGAGUCCGACUUUACCUGCAACAAUGGUCACUGCAUCCCAUCCAGAUGGAAGUGCGAUGGAGAGGAGGAAUGUUCAGAUGGAUCUGAUGAAUCCGAAUCAAUGUGCACCAAACAAGUAUGUCUAGCUGAAAAAAUUAGCUGUGGAGACUCCAGCAAUAAAUGCAUUCCUGCAUCUUGGAAAUGUGAUGGAGAAAAAGACUGUGAAAGUGGAAUUGAUGAGGCUGGUUGCACUAACAUCUGUUCUUCAAGUGAAUUCCAGUGCAGCAACAAGACCUGCAUAGCUACAAUCUUUGUCUGUGAUGGUGAUGAUGAUUGUGGUGAUGGCAGUGACGAGAGGAAGUGCCCUCCCUUCACUUGCAACCCGAAUGAGUUCCAGUGCAACAAUAGCCUGUGCAUCCCACAGAUUUGGGUGUGUGACAAACAGCCUGAUUGUGAGGACCUCUCAGAUGAGUCCAUGGAGAGGUGUGGGUACAAACUCAAACCACAAAUCGUGAGCACCUGUGCAGCGCAUGAGUUCCAGUGUGGCAAUGGGGAAUGUAUCCAUUUGAAUUGGAAAUGUGAUGGAGAUGAAGACUGCAAAGACAAGUCAGAUGAACAAGAUUGUUCCUUGGUGACCUGCAGCCCUGAUGAAUUCCAGUGUGGUGAUGGGACCUGUAUCCAUGGAGCUAAACAGUGCAACAAAGUGCACGAUUGCCCUGACAACAGUGAUGAAGCUGGCUGCCUUAAUGAGGCGGCGUGCAAGAGUCCCACCAAAUUUCAGUGUAAAAGUGGAGAAUGCAUAGAGGAAGUCAAGGUGUGCGAUUCACACAAGGACUGCAGGGACUGGUCCGAUGAGCCUCUAAAAGUUUGUGAUGUGAAUGAAUGUGCCUUGAACAAUGGUGGUUGUUCCCAUAUUUGCAAGGACUUGAAGAUUGGCUAUGAAUGUGAAUGUCCUCCUGGAUACACGCUUAUGGACAAGAAAACGUGUGGAGAUAUAGAUGAAUGUGAGAAUCCAGAUGCGUGUAGCCAGAUCUGCAUUAACUACAAGGGGGACUAUAAAUGUGAAUGUUAUGAUGGUUAUGAGAUGGACACCCUGUCUAAAAACUGCAAAGCCAUAGGAAAGAGCCCAUACCUUGUUUUCACAAACCGCCACGAAGUACGCAAGAUUGAUCUGGUGAAAAAGGAUUACUCUCGCAUCAUCCCCAUGCUGAAGAAUGUGGUUGCUUUGGAUGUGGAAGUGGCAACAAACAGGAUAUACUGGUGUGAUUUAUUCUACAGGAAGAUAUACAGUGCCUACAUAGAUAAAGCCAGUGACACAGCUGAGCAGAUGGUUCUGAUAGACAGCCAGUUACACUCUCCGGAAGGUCUGGCAAUGGAUUGGGUCCACAAGAACAUUUAUUGGACGGAUUCAGGAAACAAAACCAUUUCUGUAGCCACAGCUGAUGGGCAUAAGAAGAAGACACUUUUCAGUACUAACUUAAGUGAACCCAGAGCUAUUGCGGUGGAUCCCAUACGGGGAUACAUGUAUUGGUCUGACUGGGGAGAUAUAGCAAAAAUUGAGAAAUCUGGCUUGAACGGUAUGGAUCGGCAAGUGCUCGUGACAGACAACAUCGAAUGGCCCAAUGGAAUUACACUAGAUUUGCUGAAUCAACGUCUCUACUGGGUUGAUUCCAAGUUGCACUUGCUUUCAAGUGUAGAUUUCAAUGGGAGCAACCGGAAAGUUCUCAUCUCUUCUGUGGACAACCUGAGCCACCCAUUUGGACUGGCUGUGUUUGAGGACAAGGUAUUCUGGACGGACUUAGAGAAUGAGGCAAUCUUCAGUGCUAAUAGAUUGAAUGGUCUAGACAUUUCUAUUUUGGCAGAGAACCUCAAUAAUCCUCAUGACAUUGUAGUUUUUCAUGAACUAAAGCAACCUAAAGCUCCAGAUGUUUGUGAACUUCAUUCUCUGCCAAAUGGAGGGUGUGAAUACCUGUGUCUCCCUGCACCACAAAACUCUCCACACUCACUCAAAUAUACAUGUGCUUGUCCAGACAACAUGUGGUUAGGCCCUGAUAUGAAAAGUGUUACAAAGGGAGAUAGGCAUCCAUAUACAUUGGACAAAAUAAAGCUGUACUUAAUAAUGAUUUCAGAGCUUCCUGCUACCUCAACUGAAUUGCCUACUACUGCUGCUACUCCUACCACAUCAAGAAGUUAUCAUCUGAACUUCACGGCUAUUACUACUGACAGUAUGACUACCACAACCGACAACGUUAGUACAGAAGGAUCAGCAACUACAGCACAAGUCUUUCUCCGCAUGACAAGUCUUCAUUCAAUCACAGUGACAUCCAGCCCAGCUGAUAGUAAAAUAGCAACAGGAAAUAGCAAUCUCUUCCAGCACUGGCAGGCUUUUGGCUCAACUGUGAUGGCAGCCGUUAUCGGAAUUGUUGUUCCUAUUGUGGUGAUCGGCUUACUAUGCACAGGUGGGUAUCUCAUCUGGCGAAACUGGAAGAGGAAAAAUACAAAAAGCAUGAAUUUUGAUAAUCCGGUGUACAGGAAGACUACGGAAGAAGAAGAUGAGGAUGAAAUCCAUAUUGGGAGAACAGUACAGAUUGGUCACGUGUAUCCAGCACGUGUGGCACUAAGUCUAGAAGAUGGGCUACCAUGAGGAAUACACCUACUCCAUUUCCAUGGUUAAUGUAUCAAAAGAAAUGCACUGAACCUGUCUACUGUGGCUAAUGGGAUCCACCUUCUUCUCUUUCCUUCUCCUCUCCUUUAUAUUUAUGUUGCAAAAGGGUAACCACAAAGUUGUAAUGAACUGCAAACAUCCAAAGGAUGUGAGAGUUUUGUAUGUAUAAUCUUUUAUACACCCUUUUAACUUCUUGCACUAUCCAUCUGUAAUAGUGAGGAGCCUACUCUACUACUGAAUGCUGCCAGCCCAACCCAAGGAUCAGCAGCUUACACAUCAUUUCUAAAAAUUAUAUUUAUAGAUGUUUUGUAAAUAUGUCAAGCAUACCUUGUGGCUGUCUUAUCAACAUACGGACAGAGAGAUCUGUAUAAACCAUUUAGAAUAUUUAUUAACAAAUUCUGAAUAUCAAAUUUGAGCUGUAUAUAUGUAGAGGACAAGAGUAUUUAUAUUUUUUUUACAUUUGACUCGUAUUGCAGAGAUAAUUUGUAUAUCUAUCAAGGCUGGAUAGGUAUUUAGACAUUCACAUAUAUAAAUAUACAUAUAUGAAUAUAUUUUAGAAAGAAUAGCUCAGCUCUAUGAUAAAUAGAGUAAUUUAAUUCUUAAAGGAUGUUUAGUGAAAACUUUGCUACAGAGUCUAAAACCACUGAGUGAGAAUUAUAGAUGUUACAAUAAGAUAAUCCAAAAUGAUCAAGAAACUAAAGUGUUCCCAUCAUGAACAAACCAAACUCUGCAGAUAAUUCUCAACUUACAACCACUGUGGGAACCAGAAUUUCCAUUGCUAAGCAGGACAGUUGUUAAGUGAACUGAGUGUGAUUUUACUACCAUUUCCAUGGUUAAGUUAACCACUGCAGUUGUUAAGUAAGCCAUGUUAAGUGAGCCAAGUGAAUCUGGUUUCCCCAUUGAAAUUGGCUGGAGAAGUGGAAAAUGGCAAUCAAAUGACUCCAGGAUGGUAACCACAUGAUCCCAAGAUCAGAGAUGGGUUCCUACCAUUUCUCCGAGUAGUAACUUG
This is a messenger RNA of Thamnophis elegans (Western terrestrial garter snake), 3859 nucleotides long. RefSeq names its product LDL receptor related protein 8 (gene LRP8). The record is from RefSeq and is a predicted model, not a curated record. Gene Ontology annotation, molecular function: calcium ion binding; protein binding. The transcript is spliced from 19 exons. The coding region runs from base 1 to 2829 and encodes 942 amino acids. NCBI's taxonomy places the organism in Eukaryota, Metazoa, Chordata, Lepidosauria, Squamata, Natricidae.